ACUUCCGGUAUGGACUGCAAGUGCUUCCGCAUGAAUGUCCAAUCAGAUCCGCUUGUCAGUCCUGACUUUUGUUGUGGUCGUGUUUGUGUUUGGCCCUGAGCUUCCCCGAAGCAGCUGUUUGUGAGCCGGUGUGUGAGAAAAUGUCGAGCCGAGCGCUGAGGAGACUGAAGGGGAAACAGCGGGGACAAGAGGAUAUAAACAUCCGAGACCUGAAACUGACUGAUGGAGAAGGGAAAGGAGUGGAACUAGAGGAGGAAGAGGAGCAGGAGGAGGAAGAGGAGGAGGAGGAAGAGGUUUUACAGCCGGCUAAGAGCAGCAACCAGAAAGCGAAGAAGAAGAAGAGCAAAAAUCAGAAAAACAUCAGCAACAUUUAUGAACUGAUUGGCGAAGCUGCUGAUACUGAUGGCAACAAAACUCAGAGUGACGAGGAGAGCAUCCCAGCACCAGGAAAUCAAGAAAAGUCUGACUCUAACGAAAAGACAAGCAAUAAGAAAAAGAAGAAGAAGAAGAGAAAAAAGGCUUCUGCUGCAGAUCCACUGGAGGAGCCAGUUAAAGGUGAUGACAUAGACGCGUUGCUGGAGACCAUAGAGAAGCAGAACGGUUUGUCUGUUCAGAGUGAGGAUGGUGGAGUUUCAGGAAACAGACCUGUGCUUUAUGUGGAACACAGGAAUCUUAACCCUGAGAAUGAACUAAAGAGAUAUUUUGGAGCUCGGGCUGUGCUUGGAGACCAAAGACCCAGGCAAAGACAGAGGCAGUUUCAUCGCAGCACGUGGAUGACCUCCCCUAAAGACACAUGGGCUCGCUUUAGUCGACCGGGUAUCUCCAUGAGUCUGCUGGAGUCAAAAGAUGGCCUCCACUUCUUUGCUUUCGAGCACAGUCGCGAUUACCAGCAAGUCCAGUUCAAGUUCUUCGAUGCUGUGGAAUCUAUGGAUCCUAAUAACAUUGUGGCCCUGCUACAGCUUAAUCCCUACCACAUCGACUCUCUGCUGCAACUCUCCGAUGUGUGUCGCAUUCAGGAGGACCAGGAGACGGCCAGAGACCUGAUCGAGAGGGCUUUGUACAGCUUUGAGUGUGCAUUCCACCCCGUGUUCAGCCUCACCUCAGGGACCAGCAGGUUGGACUACCGGAGAGCAGAGAACAGAGCUUUUUAUCUGGCGGUUUAUAAGCACAUGAUGUUCCUGGAGAAAAGAGGAUGUCCACGCACGGCUCUGGAGUACUGCAAACUCAUCCUGAGUCUGGACCCGGAUAAUGAUCCUCUGUGCAUGCUGCUGCUGAUUGAUUUUCUGUGUCUGCGCUGUCGAGAAUACACCUUUCUCAUCCGACUGUAUGAUGAGUGGGAGGUACAUCGGAACCUGUCCCAGCUGCCUAACUUUGCCUUCUCAGUAGCUCUGGCUUGCUACCACGUGAGUCAGCAAGAGGAGACGCCACCUGAGGAGAGCCAACGCAUGAAGCUCAGAUCUGACACGCUGCUGCAGGAUGCUCUCAUCUUCUUUCCUGGAGUGUUGAUGCCUUUGUUGGACCACUGCUCAGUCCAGCCCGAUGCUGCCGUGUCCUCCCAUGCAUUCUUUGGUCCCAAGAGCCGUUUGGGGCAGCCCCCUGCUCUGUUGGAGCUCAUGGGUCUGUACGUGGGCCGCUGUCACAGCCUGUGGAAGGAGGCAGGAGUGAUGCUGUGGAUGGAGGGAAACGUUCGGGAGGUGUUGAGGAGGGUCGAUGUUAAGGACCCAGUGGUGGAGGACUGCCAGAACAAGAGGAAGCAGAGAUACCAGAGCGCUCCCAGGAACAUUCACAGACAUGUACUUCUUUCUGAGAUUAAGGAGGCUACAUCUGCACUGCCUCUGGAAGUGACCACACAACCAGUCAUGAGUUAUGAUCCACUUCCUCCUCUAGAUGCUGUUGUCUCCUACACCAGGCCAGAGAGGCAGAAUCCGCGAGCCUCAAAUGAGAGCACUUUGUCGCUGUUGUUCCGCUCUUUGUUGCCCAACUUCAACCUGCAGGGUGAACAGAGGCCUGAAGAUGACCUGGAAGUGGCACGUGCAGGUCGGGAACUGAACCAGGAAGUGAACCGAUUGAUGGUGGCCAUGAGGGACAUGCUGGCUAACAUCCAAUUCCAGGAUCCGCCGAGGGAUGACAACCAAGACCGAGACGAGGAGGAGUGGGACUGAGACAGGGAAUGAGAGCAGAAAAGGAGAAAAUGAUAACUAAAGACAAUGGGACAAAGAUUAGAUGUGGUGGAUUGAUGUGGAGAACAAGAAAUCUGUACAUUCGCAAUCAGUAUAUUUCUAUCCUUUGUCUCCUUCCAAGAUUAAACCUAAAGUUGUCGAUUGACUCUUAAUUAUGCUGAAUCCUCCAGACAGUACGUUUAUAUUUGAGAUCGACGGAUGCUUUUACCCAGAGUGACUUAUAACUUCGAUAUAAUGGUGUUAAUCUCAGCAUAAUGCUAUGCAACCGAGGGUUAAGGGUUUUCCUCAAAGACCCAACGCCGGUUUCUAGAUUUGAACAAUCUAUCAAACACUAGCUCGGAUAUCAGAUAUCAUUACUUUGCGCGAUUCCUUCUGACCUCGUGAUCUGAGUCAUUCAUCGGCCCAUAAAAUAUCCUAGUCGUAAAUAGGACUGUUGAAUUAAGAAAUUCUCUCAAUUAAUAUUUUUAUUCAUUAAAAGACUUUUGCCUGGGUUUGUAUUGUACUGACUACUUUUUCCUUGCAUGAACUUCAAAAAAACGUCUUCCACUGGCUGAGCUGUGAGUGAACGUCGGGAUUAAAUGUAGACCUGCCUCAUCUGAGUGGAGUGCUCAUGGUGGAUUAUACUGCUUCAGUGAGAUACGCCAGAGCUUAACCAUUCAGAGUUGUAAAUGUCAUAAGCAGGACUUUGUAGUCUAUGCAGAACUUAAUAGACAGCCAGUGUAGCUUAAGUAAGACUAGCGUCAUGUGCCCCUGGCUUUGUUUUCCUAGUAAAGAAAGCAAUCUGAUCAAGCUGAGUCAUUAUUUAAAGAGACAGAAGAGCAGCCCACCAGAAACAUGUUGUGAUAGUUGAAGCUAGACUUUAUGAAAGUAUGCGCUAUUUUUCCAACAUCGUAUAGGGUUAGCAAAUGUUGUAUUUUAGUAUUUCUAAAUUUAUAUUCGUAUUUAAUGAUGUUACUUACUGUACUGGAAACUCAUGAUGAUAAGCCAGCAUCUAGAGUUACACCAACUGUAGCUUUUGGUUUUAAAGAAUAGCCAUCAAGCUCUCGUGUGUAAUGUGUUCUUCUGACUGAUCACCUUUAUCCUAUGAUGAAACAUUUCUAUCCUGAUGGGGGGGCGUGGUCUCUUCCCUGAUGACCCUACCUCCAUCCACAGGGCACAAGGGCUCACUGAAUGGUUUGAUGCGGAUGAAAAUGAUGUAAAACUUAUGCUACAGCCUUCACAGUCACCAGACCUCAACACAAUUGAACACCUAUGCGAGGUUUUGGAGCGAUGUGUUAAACAGAGCUCUAUACAACUAUCAUCAAACCACCAACUGAGGAAAUAUCUUUUAGAAGAACAAUUUUCUUCCAUUCAGUACAGUUCCAGACUUGUAGAAUCUACACCAUGGUGCACUGAAGCUGUUCUGGUGGCUUAUAUUUGCCUACCAACUUACUUUCCUUUAAUUUGUUACCCAUCUAUAUAUACUGUACUUUCCAAUGCUCCAUUUAAAAGCAUAUGAUUUGAUGCUAAUCAUAUGCUUUAUGUUUUUGCUCUUAGAGUUUUCCAAGAAAAAAAUUUGUCCAGUAAAGGGGUAAUUGAAAUGGGUUGCUGUAGCAAAAAAAAAAAAAAAAAAAGUCUGAGAAACAGUGCCACAGCCUCAACGUGAAGGAAGUGUAAACAUUCAGUCUUUCAUUUUAUUCCUGUUGAAGAAAUCACAUGAUUAAAUAAGCAAUGACGCAAAUGUUGGCUGGAAAGUCGUUGUGAACUGCAGCUUUGUUUUCCAAUCCACCUGGAGCUCAAGCCAAUGUCAUGAGGAAUAUUUGGAACAAGUGCACCUUCAGGGCUUGUCCUUCAGGCCUGGCGUUUCCUCAGCUAUAUCCAGUCGUGUCAAAGAGACGUCUAUUCAGCUUUUGAUCCUCUGCUCCAAUGUGCUGCACACAGACAUGUGAUUCAGGCCGUGAAUCCAAUUCCAUUCCUAAUGGAGUAACAUUAGAGAGUAAAACGUCUGCAAAUCUCUCUCUUUUUCUUCAAGGAAAUUCAGCAAUCACUUUAAAGUCUAAAAUAAGUCUUUUUACUACAAACACAGAUCUUAUCUCCUCACACGGGUGGGCGAUACAACAAAAAUAUCUCAUCACUGUAUCAUUCUACAAUACGUGAUAUAUAACGUGAUGUAACGUGAUGUUUCAUAAAACUGAUAAAUGUUUAUAUCAAACUGCCAGUUAAUACUAUUUGAAUUCUAAAAAAAAAUUAAAGAUUUUACACUAAUGCA
Molecule: messenger RNA, 4428 nt
Organism: Pangasianodon hypophthalmus (striped catfish)
Lineage: Eukaryota; Metazoa; Chordata; Actinopteri; Siluriformes; Pangasiidae
Gene: tcf25
Product: transcription factor 25 (basic helix-loop-helix)
Exons: 18
Coding region: 141-2162 (673 amino acids)
Cellular component (GO): RQC complex
Molecular function (GO): protein binding
Source: RefSeq, a predicted model, not a curated record